Messenger RNA from Oncorhynchus masou masou (cherry salmon), 1051 nucleotides. RefSeq lists its product as uncharacterized. Gene Ontology annotation, molecular function: protein binding. NCBI's taxonomy places the organism in Eukaryota, Metazoa, Chordata, Actinopteri, Salmoniformes, Salmonidae. The transcript is spliced from 11 exons. The record is from RefSeq and is a predicted model, not a curated record. Bases 185 to 1051 code for a protein of 288 amino acids.
GUGCUCUCUUUUUUCCCUCCGGUUCGGCAGAUGCUAACGGAGCUACUUAAGAAGGAACCCCAUUCCGUUUGUAGAGUAAAAACAUUGAAAACCUUAAUCUUCUGCUUCGUUUAAAAAAAAGAAGAAGAUCGAAACCAGAGUUGCCUUAUUGUUCGCCACUGUUGGACUCUGGAGCAGUGGAAACAUGUCCUCCGGAGAAAUAAAUCACGCUUCUCCAUCUGGCCGUCUGACAGACACAUCUGGAUGUCUUCAAAGUACUGUACAGAAACCCAGCCUCAAACCCCAAACAAUGCCCCUCACCGUGCACAAAGCCAGGAUGAGGAAGAGGAUCAGAGAGCAUGACGCCGGGUCACCUGACUCUGACCAGCCAACCAAGAUGUUCUCCAGGUCUGAGGUCCAGGGUCUGCUCCAGCAGGAAGUGCAUAGUGCCAUGAAACAGUCUGAAUCCAAGAUGGAGUCGCUACUAGAGAGAGUUCAGCUACUGGAAUGUGAACCUAAAUACGACCUGGUCAUACGCAGACUGGAGGCUCACAUUAAGAAGGUGAAGAGGAGGGGGGAUGUUGCCAUCUCUUACGUCAGGAUGCUACGAGCUCCUGGAGUUAAACACAAUCAGAGGACGCUGGGUUCUGGUCUUGUGGACCUGACUGAGACUGAUGCUGAGAGAGGACUGAGUACUGUGGACAUCAGCAGGUCAGAUUCUGAUGAGGACGAUCAGCUGAGAAGCAGAGGAAGAGGGAAGGUUGUAGAUGGUUUCUGGCAGAAAAUGGUAACACACAAGGAGCGAGGCGUCUGUUACAGAUACACGGAGACCAGACCUAGCAGUUACAGGUACAGACCCACGGCCCCGGCUCUGGUCAUCCACUGGAGGGUCACUAGUUACAGGUACAGACACACGGGCGCCCGGCUGGACAGUUACAGGCCCCUGGCCCUGCCCAUGGCUGUCACGGUAACCAAGUACCAAUCGGGUACCACCUACGUCAUCGUGGUGGGCAAGGACCGGUAUGGUCGCUACGGACCGUACAGCGACGUACAGACUGUCCUCCUGGCAUAG